Poecilia reticulata (guppy) is the source of this 2643-nucleotide messenger RNA. RefSeq lists its product as uncharacterized. Gene Ontology annotation, molecular function: RNA polymerase II cis-regulatory region sequence-specific DNA binding; DNA-binding transcription factor activity, RNA polymerase II-specific. The record is from RefSeq and is a predicted model, not a curated record. NCBI's taxonomy places the organism in Eukaryota, Metazoa, Chordata, Actinopteri, Cyprinodontiformes, Poeciliidae. Gene Ontology annotation, biological process: regulation of transcription by RNA polymerase II.
CCCAGGCAAUGCGAGGCCUCGUUUGUUGCAAGUCACGUGGUUUUCAGCAAGACAGCACAAGCCUCGAAGCGGGGCUUCUUCGGACACGCCCCCUUUUUACUCGUUACAAACCUCGAAGCCAGGAUUCAGAUAGCCCAUCACUACAAAGAGGAGAAAGAAGUCAAUCUGGAACACGAGGUCAUGGAAGCUCGUUUCAACCCCAAAGUUCUGCUGCACAGAUUAGAUGUCAAGCAGAUGAUGGCGAUUAAAGAAAAAGCCCCUGAAUAUCACAGAUCUUGUGCUGACCUCCAUGACCCUGAGCUCCACCACAUGGAGGAGAAACAGGAGGGAGUCUGCGUCAGUCUGGGGGCGGAGCAGCUCAACAGGAAGGAGGAGAUCAAUGCCAUCAGGUUUCCAGCCUUUGGCACUGGUGAAAAUGAUAAACAGCCCCCUCUGCUCUCACAGUUUUAUCAAGACCAAAUUAAAGGCAGUGAGCUUCCAGAAGAGAAUAAUGGGGGAAUAUCUAUUACUAGGCAAAAUCACGGAGAUGGUUCCAUUUCCAUAGGCGCCGAGGACAACGGAGAGGACGAUGAUGUAGACGGGCACAAUGCCUGCGAGGGGAGCAAAGCUCCCGAGUCGGAUAGAAAUAUUGUUAGCAAACCUGUUUGCUCAUCUGAGGGUACUGAUCAUUUUCUUCACGGUCGCUCUCCUCAGAAACACGUGACGCAGUCAGAAAUGGAGUCUUCAACCUCUGAGGAUAAUGCGUGUUUUACAGAGAAGAAAAAUGUUGACUCACAAAAGAAAGUACAGACAGGAGUGAGGAUUGCAUGUGAAGACUGUGGUAAAGCAUUUACUGGAAAAACAACUUUAAGUGUACAUAAGAGAAUCCACACGGGAGAGAAACCUUACUCUUGUGAUCGAUGUGACAACAGAUAUAGCCAUAAAUUAAGUCUAAACAUUCACAUGAGAAUCCACAUGGGUGAGAAACCUUUCUGUUGUGAUUUAUGUGGACGAAGAUUUGGUUCUAAAUCAUGUUUAAACCGACACAUGAGGAUCCACACAGGACAAAAACUGUCCUGCUGUGAUCUUUGUGGAAAAAGAUUUCGCGAUCAAUCAAGUUUAAACACUCACAUGAUGGUUCACACAGGACAGAAACCUUUCUUUUGUCAUCAAUGUGGGAAGAGAUUUAGCCAAAGCGCAGGUUUAACAUUCCACAUGAGAGUCCACACGGGAGAGAAACCUUUCUGUUGUGAUCUAUGUGACAACAGAUAUAGCCAUAAAUCAAGUCUAAACAUUCACAUGAGAAUCCACACGGGUGAGAAACCUUUCUGUUGUGAUUUAUGUGGACAAAGAUUUGGUUCUAAAUCAUAUUUAAACCGACACGCGAGGAUCCACAUAGGACAAAAACUGUCCUGCUGUGAUCUUUGUGGAAAACGCUUUCGCGAUCAAUCAAGUUUAAACACUCACAUGAUAGUUCACACAGGACAGAAAACUUUCUUUUGUCAUCAAUGUGGGAAGAGAUUUGGCCAAAGCGCAGGUUUAAAAAUCCACAUGAGAGGCCACACAGGAGAGAAACCUUUCUGUUGUGAUCUAUGUGGACAAAGAUUUACCCAGAAAUCAAAUUUAAACAGACACAUGAGGAUCCACACUGGAGAGCAAACGAUUUCAGUAUGAAUACUCGAUCUGCACAGCUUCACUUAGCUGUGAAAUAUUUGUACGUUGUCUAUGGUCUUGACUCAAUUUCAACUUGGGUCCUGUUUUGUUUUGCUUUUAUUUUAUUCUAAUCUUUAAACAUUUUACAUCAUUUACAGAUUAUGAUUAGAUUAGAUUAUAUAACCGGUAGUUUUAGCCAGUCACAUUUUAUUCCGUGUAUUUCAUUGAUUGUUCAGAUUGAGCUUUAGCACAGGUCUGUUUUGAGUGUACCCUGAAAUUCCUUUUUUUUUUUUUUCUUUACCAGACUUGUUUAAUUAUUGAAAAUCGUUUGAUAUAAAAAAAUAAUUUUUUUUCUCUUAUUAUUGUCUGAAGUAAGUUAAUUGUGAACAUGCAUGGCUUUUAUUUUCUAAUAUCACAUAAUCCUACGUUUUUAUUAUCUAUUCCUGGAUUGUUGUGAUUGGGUAAGAUGCAUUACGUCACUUCCUUUUGUUGCCGUUGCACUGUGUGGAUGUUUGAGACUCUUGAUUUAGUUUCUCUGCCCUGAGACAUUGCUGACAUAAGCAGAUUAAAGCCCAUUUUCUAUAGCUGCACUCUACUUUUUGGGAACCCUUUGUAGUUCACAAGGAUUUUCUCAGUUUAAGCACUUGAUAGCUUAGUUAGAUUAGCAUCACCGCUACUUUCUGUACUGCCGUCUGUACGUCUGUCUGGAUCGCCUCCUUUUGCCUCAUUUUGACAUCUUAAAACAUACCUGUUGUAGCAAUUUUCUCCAUACAGAUGUAGAUGUGUGUGUAUACAUUUUGAAUUGGGCAUGUUUUUCGCGAUGUAUAAAUCUGAAAUAAUUUUUGUGAAAUUCCAUCGAGUUCACCCCAGAAAAAAAAUGAGCAUGGGUUAUGUACGUAACUCCUAUUCCCAAAUGGUUCACUAAGGUUUCAAACCACUUUUCUAACUUUCUGUAUUGGCAAUCUAUGUUGCAGUGUUUGUAGCUUGUAAAUAAACAAAAUAAGAGAUUUC